CAGCACGAGCGGCAGGCUCGGCGGGAGGCGGCGGGAGCAGAGAGCCCCGCCAGCCGUCCCAGCGCCUCGAGCAGCGCCCUCGCCGUGAUCCUCGCGCUGCUGCUCGUGACGGUCGUCUCUGGCUGGCGCGCGUGGCGGCAGCGGCGAGCACCCAGGAGGCAGAGAGGGAAGCAGCCCGCGGAGAGAGCGUUCCGGGAGCGGGCUAGGAGGCGGGCUGAAGCGAGGGCGACGGCGGCUGAAGCGAGGGCGACGGCGGCGGCGGCGGCAGCGGAAUCCGCGGCGGCGGAGCAAGCAGAGGCAGACGGGAGGGAGGGAGAGGGGCAGCAGACUGGCGGUUCGCCCGACUGGGUCACCGUCCAGCAUCUGCCGCAGACGUCGACGGCAGAGGGCUGGCAGGCGAGGGAGCCGCUCAGUGAUCCGGCAUCCGAUGGAGCUAGCGAGGCGGGAUUGGCGCACGGCGGUCGCUCCACCCCCUCAGCACCGCCUCACCCUGAGAUCCUCUCGCUGGCGGCCGCUACCUUCGACACCGGCCGUCGAGACGCGCCCGAGUCCACAAUAGGUGGCGAGACUACGUGUAUC
Emiliania huxleyi CCMP1516 is the source of this 579-nucleotide messenger RNA. RefSeq lists its product as hypothetical. Lineage: Eukaryota; Haptophyta; Isochrysidales; Noelaerhabdaceae. The transcript has a single exon. The record is from RefSeq and is a predicted model, not a curated record. The annotation marks the transcript as partial.